CUCUUCCGGACCAGUUGUGUGACUUUUGUUCAAUAACUAGUUAUUAGUCCGACCGCUUAUCAAGCCGGGUCCAAUCGUGAUCCUGCCGCUGCUCGGUAAUCCUACUAUCGCCGACGGACAUCCUUGAUAAACCAGGGACUCCCCGGACGGCAGCUCGUCCACUCCGUCCGUCUGUCUCCACGAAAGUUGGAAAGUGUGGGUUACACCACCCCCUCUCUCACAAUGGGUUCCAAGCUUGAUUUAGAGUCAUCGCGCGUAUACCUGACAAACACGUCGGGAGCAGACCAGAAGCCGCGGUCUUUGGCACGCAACAUGGGACGUGUGCUUCUGAGUCUUCUUCUUGCGUGUAUGUUGGUCGGUAUGACGACUUUUCGCCGAUGCCGCGGCCCACUCUCCCUGGAAGAAAGAGUAGACAAAAUCUUGUCAGAGACGCCAUUGAUAGACGGCCAUGAUGAUCUGCCUAUUCUUAUCCGCGAGGCUUUCCACAAUCAUAUUUACAGCGACGAGUUCAAGAUCCCCUUCACGGAGGGGGGUCUGAUAGGCCAUGUCGAUCUGCCCCGACUCGCCGAGGGCAAAGUGGGCGGCACCUUCUGGAGCGUCUAUGUGGAGUGUCCCAAAAACUGGAGCGACUUGUCCGACGCAACCUAUGCCACAAGUGUCCGUCAAACGACCGAACAGGUAGAUGUUAUGUUGCGCCUGCAGCAGGCCUAUCCUGAUGUCUUUUCUGCGCCCCCCAAUGGCACUACAGCCCUUCGGGCCUUUAAAGAGGGAAAGAUCAUCUCCCCACUGGGCAUGGAAGGUCUUCAUUCCAUCGGAAACUCUUUGGCCCAGUUGCGGGCCUUUUAUGAUCGCGGCGUAGCAUAUGCCACUCUCACCCAUAAUUGUCACAAUCGCUAUGCGGAUGCGGCGCUCGUCGAGAUUCCCGGGGGUAUUAAGAAAGCAGACCCUCUUUGGCACGGUGUGAGCAAGGCGGGUAAGGAUCUUGUCUUCGAGAUGAACCGACUUGGUAUGAUUGUCGACUUGUCCCACGUCAGUGUCGAUACGAUGCGGGACGUCCUGGGAGCUGGCAAAGAUGACUGGGCCGGCAGUCGCGCGCCGGUGAUGUUCAGUCACAGCUCCGCGUACGCAGUUUGUCCCCAUCCCCGCAAUGUCCCAGACGAUGUCUUGCAACUGGUCAAAGAACGGAACUCCAUUGUGAUGAUCAACUUUUCUCCCGACUUCGUCUCGUGUACUGCUUCAGACAAUCCGAACAGCCUGCCGGAGUUUGAUCCGGAGCACGCAACUCUCGAGCAUGUGGUAGACCACAUUAUUCAUAUCGGCAACCUGAUCGGAUUCGAUUAUGUCGGGCUGGGGAGUGAUUUCGACGGCAUUCCCACUGUUCCGCGCGGGCUCGACGAUGUGUCUAAAUAUCCUGACUUGAUUGCCGAGCUGUUGAGACGAGGAGUCAGUGACGAGGAUGCGAGCAAAGUCGCCGGAGGUAACUUACUGCGGGUGUGGAAGGAAGUCGACCAGGUUGCGCGCCAGUUACAGGCUGGGGGGGCACUUCCAGUGGAAGAUGAGUUGUAGUGCUGGAGAUUCCACCUUCUGAAGACCAUGUCCAUAACUAUGCU
Molecule: messenger RNA, 1610 nt
Organism: Aspergillus ibericus CBS 121593
Lineage: Eukaryota; Fungi; Ascomycota; Eurotiomycetes; Eurotiales; Aspergillaceae
Product: putative dipeptidase
Exons: 3
Coding region: 223-1566 (447 amino acids)
Biological process (GO): proteolysis
Molecular function (GO): metallodipeptidase activity
Source: RefSeq, a predicted model, not a curated record